UGUAAUUUCAAAUUGACGUUUGUAAAUAGUCAACAAAUGGUAAUGAAAUUUUCUUCAGAUUUUUAAAAAAAGGGUUGAAAUGGAUCUAGGAGAUAAUAUAGAAGCACCUGGCGUAUCAGAUUUAAUUCUGAAGCUAUGUAAUAACCUAUCUAAAAACGAUCAAGUUGUAGCAUCCAAAUUGUGUAAAACAGCUUUCAAAUUCCUCUCCUUAUCUUCCUCAACACCAACGUUUCCGCAGACUGCAAGCGAAGAAUACAUUGUUACCCAGAUUCGGCAUUAUUUGUCUUCACAAUCUAAAGAAAAACUAGAUAAUUUUGAAGUUUUAUACUCCAAAAUUUGUGAUUCAAGUAAUCUUCAACACAGGUGGGCCUCGUUGAGUUUUCUGUUUCAUCUAUCACAGGAUUCAAGAAAAAAAGUAAAAGAUGAAGUGUUGCCUUUCAAUUUGGUGUCAAAAGAACUACCAAGAUUGAAAUCUCAAUUAGGCAUUGCUAGUUCUAAUAGUCAUGAAAGUGUACGGCACCUAUAUGACAGUAGGGAUAAGAAAAAAGUUAAUAACAAUUCACAUUCUACUGCAUUGGCAGCUACAAGAGUUCACUCACAAUCUACAACAGUAUCUUCUAUGUGCUGGUCAAAAAAUGAUAUUCCCACAUCUUCAAGGCUGUCAAACCUGGCCAGCGUAACCGAACAAGAUCUUCUUCAAGAUGUCAUUUAUUCAUUUCAAGGUAUAGAGGGUAAAUUCUUGAGGAAAGAACCAGGUGGUCUAGGAUUUACUAUAGAUCCCAAAGCUGGUAAACUAUUGACACCCAUCCAACGAGGCAUUCUCGAAAGAUUGACUGGUAUUAGCUUCUUACACAAUCAGUUGAAAAGGUAUUGUGAGGAUAACGAGAAACAAAGGGGAAUAAUUUGUCAGGCUUUGAUUGCUACCGUGAGCGAUGAACUCUCUGAAUAUUAUAAAACUGUUGCAUUGCUGCAAGCUGGAGCAACUCGACAAGGUUCAAUUGAACGCUCCGAUACAACUUUGAAGAGAGCUUUGUUUGUGAUGCAUGAUCAUCACAGCCGAUUCGAAUGGCUAGCAUAUAUUGCUGAACAGUGUAGUGACAAAAAGGGGGGUGAACUUAUAACUUCCAUCCACGGAUUUUUGCAGCAUGGAUCAAAAUGUGCUCAGGAGGUAUCAGAACGGGUUCUUAAGGCAGUUUGCAAACCUUUGUAUAUCAUGCUGUCUCGUUGGCUACUUGACGGGGAAAUAAAUGAUCCUUGCAAUGAAUUUUUCAUCGAAGCUAAAACAAUAACGUCUGCUGAAAGAUUGUGGCAUGAUAAAUACCAUGUAAGGCAGGCCAUGGUUCCUUCCUUCAUAACAAUGUCCCAAGCAAAGAAGAUACUUGCUACUGGAAAAAGCAUCAAUUUUUUGAGGCAGAUAUGCAAGGAUGGGGGUCAACUACCUGGUAGAGAAGCACUUCAGAAACUUUUCAGAACAACUACAGCUGAAGCUCUGUUCGCUCCUGAGCAGAGUAUAGAAUUCCAUGCAACUUUGGAAAAUGUUUAUCAGGAAACGUCUUUACGAGUAUUGGACCUUCUGAAAAAUAAAUAUAAGUUAUAUGAACAUUUACAGUCUUUGAGAAGAUAUCUACUUUUGGGCCAAGGUGAUUUCAUCAGGCAUCUACUAGAACUUUUAGUACCUGAAUUGAACAAACCAGCAGCCCAUAUCUAUACUCAUACAUUGAAUGCCAUACUAGAAUCAGCCAUAAGGGUUACGAAUGCCCAGUAUGAAGAUGAAGACACCCUAAAACGACUGAACGUCAGUUUUAUGAGCCACUCUUCAGGCGAUACAGGUUGGGAUGUAUUCACUUUAGUAUAUAUUGUGGAUGGACCCAUCGGAACCAUUUUCCAGCAAACGAUGCCAAUGUACCAGAGUCUGUUUGGGGCUUUGUGGAAAGCUAAGAGGACCGAAUAUGCCUUGGCUAACAUGAGGCGGCAGCAGAUAUCAAUGGCUAAACUUUUUAGGCGUAUAAAAGAGCUGAAACCUGUGAUGCACUUCAUCCAUCUACUGACCAGCAAAAUGAUUCAUUUUCUACAUCAAACACAGUAUUAUUUUCUAUUUGAAGUAUUGGAAUGUUCUUGGGCUGAGAUGCAGAAUCAGGUAAACAAAGCUGAAUGUUUGGACGAUAUCAUUACAGCCCAUACAGGAUUUCUAAAUUCGAUACAAAGGGGAGUUUUGCUUGAUGAGAAUUCGCGGCAAUUAUUCUCACACCUCCUUUCAAUCUACAAUUUUGUGGUGAACCUCGAAGCCCAUCAAGAAGCUCUCUACCAGGCGGCUUCUGACGAACACGAUGCCUAUACUCAGUACUACAACAAAGUCAAUGAAGAACAAGGUUUCGGCACUACCACAGAGGAAGAGGUGGCAAACAAAUUACGGCGAGCAACAUUCCAUCAGUUUCUCAACACAACAAAGUUGAGAGUUAAAACUUCGGCUCAAACUUAUGACGUGAUUGUAAAAAACUUUCUGGAACUAUUAUCAAAAAGCAUGAACAUGAAUCUGAGAUUAUUGAGCGUAAGGUUGAGUUUCAACAAUUUCUACAAUGUUGCAUGACCAGACUGGGAUCAUAGCAGUAACUCGAAUUCGAAUCCGACCCUGGAUUUAUCUCCUCAAACCUGUGAAACUAGCAUUAGUCUCGAAUCUCCUGCGAAUGUUGUUGACUUUAGGAGUAUUUUUUCGUCCAAUAGCUUUAAUUGUACAUACAGUAAUGAUGGACGUUAUGAGGUAUGUAGUAGCAAGUAUGGUAGUGUGAUUUCCUUGGUGGACAAUAACAACAAAAAGAAACGUAAGCAUAUCUGAUGUUGCGUCGGGUGAAAGGUGGCAGUUUUAGGUUUUUGUAGCUUUUGCACCUUUAAGCAGUUUGUAAAUUUUUGUUGUUAUAUUUGAACAAUUCGUGAUACUUACUUGCCUCGUAUCUACCAUUCAGUAUGCUUUCUAGUUGAAAAUUGAGAUACAGCUUUCUGCAGGUUUUGGUUUCAAAUCUCCUAGUGAUAAUAACACUUCAAGGUUCUGGCAACAAAAGUUAAAAAAUUAGUCCAACAUAGGAAGUGAUAUAUUUUUUUGAAAGUUUAAUAAGUAUUUUUGCUCGCUAGCUCAAAAGUUGAAAGAAAGGAAUUUUUUUUCCAUAUCUGUUUUUUUUUCAAGAGGUCGAAGUAAUUGUUAAAACUGUACAUAAAAUUGGGUGUUUAGCUACAGUUUGUAUCUCACUGAAAAAUGUGCUACUAAAAUUCGUAUGUUUAUCUAAAAUAAUAUAAGAGUUGUUGUGUUAAGCAGAGGUUGGGGUGUUUGAAUUUGUAUCAAUUUGAUAUUAGGUAAAUUAUUAUAUGAGGGUUUUGAUUCCACUGAGAGUGCCAUACUAACUGUGUGUACCAUCUAAUCUUCAUGAAUAUUGCCUUCUAUAAUUACAAUUUUUGCUUCCGACAGUGUUAUGCGACAUAAAAUAUGUUAAAAAAAAUCAAAGGAAUAGCAAAGUAUAGCAGUUAUUGCAUUCCAUUAACAAUUUGAUAUAAUAUAUAAUCUACUGUCUUACUAACUGCCCCUAAUACAUUUUGCCUCUCACGCAUCAAGAUUACAAGACAUUGAAUGAUAUUUUAUGUACAUACAUAUUCUUGGCAGCAAACUUUAUUGCCAUAUUGCCAUUAAUUCUAAGGUAUAUUAUUUUGGAUCCUGUACAAAAUAAUGUCUAUUUCAUAUUCAACUAACAAAAUAGAUUAGGUGACCCCAGUAGUGGAACUAGAAAUUCAAUACAGUAAAUUUCAUUUUCUGAGUACAGAGAAUUGAACUAUUUUGUCGCCACAGGAGAAAUUACUAAAAUUCAGGUAUUUUUAAGUGUAUUACAGCUACUGGAAUAACAAUGUAUACAUGUUCAGAUAACAAAAUUCAAAUUUUUUCAGUUAAUUACCCAGAUACGACUCCGAAAUGAGAAUGAACAAAUUUGUGAACUUGAAGACACUGUUAAAUGUGGCAUUUAAAAUCUUUAGAUUGGGUUUUUGGAAGUUUUCAGUCUAUAGAGGAUAUUGAUAAAUUUAGAGCACAUUAUUAUAGUUAUUUAAUUAUUUUCGUUCGAUAUUAAACUAACUUCUGUAAGAUAUUUCUUUUUUAAGACACAACCAUUGACCUUCUCGAAGUUGGAGAAAAAUUAAAUUAUUCAUUUAUUACUUAGCUGGCAGUUUAAAGAAAACACUCUCACACAAUACUCUAUUGGGAAAUAUUUGUGUAAAAAAAAACAAGUCCAGCAGCAUUAGGUUGUAACCAAAUAAAUUCCAUUUUGAGUGAGAUUUUCAACAUAUCGCUGACGCGACCCAGAAACAAUUGAGCCUAACCGUGUUAACAUCAUUGAUCAUUUUUUCAUCAGAGAACUAUUUAUUAUCACAGUUUUUUUUUGAUAAUCAAAUUUUUUGUUGUUUUGACAGAACAAGAAAAUGUGACAAUAACAUAAUAUCGAUGAUGGUUACACAAAACUUUCAACAAAAAUUUUAUUUUUUUCAGUAGUAAAAAUAACAAAAUGUUCUGCAUCUAUAUCAUUUCUUCUAUGAAAGAACAGUUUUUUUUUUAAAUUUAUUAAAAGUAUUGAUGACUAAUAAAUGUCACAAAUAUAAUCCCAAAAAUCUGUUUCAAUUCACACAUACUGUUAAUUCUCGUUUGUGAGAUGCUCUAUUAGGCACUAGAAAUUACUGAAAACCUCCUUUUCUGAAAUAAAGGAUGUUGAAAUUGAAAAAUAUGUUCAAUAAUAACAUUUUUAAACUAUUUGCAUUUUGUCUGAAUGAGUAUAAACUGAUACAUAGAAAAUAGUCAAGCAUUUUCAGAAUUAAAAGAAAAUGUUCCAACAUUACUCAGACCCAAAAAAUAUUUUAAUAUUACUCAUAAAUUGUGGUUGCUUUUUGAAACUUGAAACUUCAAUGUACCCAAGGAAGUAUCAUAAAAAUUGAAUGCUCACCUCUUGUAUUAAUGAAGAAUUUUAUGUAAAUUAAUGAAUACAUUUAUGUAUAAUAUAUUCUGUCAUCAAAAUGAUUAUAUUAGUAUAAACGAAUUUUUUUAAUGCUGGUCCAUCGAUAUUAAUUUUGAAAUGUUCUUUUUUAUUUCCAUAAAAAUGGAAUAUCAUGUUUUAAUUAGGCCACUUUCCACCUAAUAUAUUGUUGGUUUUAACCUGUUUUACACAUUUCUCAAAUGUAAUAUACACAUAAUUUUAAGUAAACAUUGUUACAGCCAUUUAUAUAAGACUGUUAUAACUUUUUUUACCAGUGAUUAUAUCGCAAACGUUAAUACUAUGUUCCAAUAAAUUAAUUGAUAUA
Messenger RNA from Leptinotarsa decemlineata (Colorado potato beetle), 5325 nucleotides. It is a transcript of the gene Grip91, whose product is annotated as gamma-tubulin complex component 3. Gene Ontology annotation, molecular function: gamma-tubulin binding; microtubule minus-end binding. The record is from RefSeq and is a predicted model, not a curated record. Lineage: Eukaryota; Metazoa; Arthropoda; Insecta; Coleoptera; Chrysomelidae. Gene Ontology annotation, cellular component: gamma-tubulin complex; microtubule organizing center; spindle pole. Gene Ontology annotation, biological process: spindle assembly; microtubule nucleation; cytoplasmic microtubule organization.